AUGCCACAUAUUGCUGCCUUUACUCCGCCAGUAAUCGUAUGUGACAAAGAUACCUCGGAACCCGUUUUUGGAAGUACUUUGGCCGCAAUUUGUCACUAUGAACAGACGACAGUUCCACGUUUUAUCCAACUGGUUACAGAAGUAGUCGAAUCGAAAGGUCUCGAUACAGAUGGUCUUUAUCGAGUUAGUGGCAAUCUUUCAUCGAUUCAAAGGAUUCGAUGCCAGGUUGAUCAAGAAAAAUAUGUUGCUUUACUGGCAGAAGAUGAUGUCCAUGUUUUAACAGGAGCUUUAAAACUAUUUUUUCGCGAAUUAUCAGAACCAAUUUUUCCAGCUAAUUUGGCUAAGGAUUUCAUUUACGCCAACCGGCUACCUAAAGGGGAAGGAAAAUUAAAAGCAUUUGACGAUUUAUUAAAUAAACUACCAUUGGUUAACCGAGAAACACUCAAAGUUCUAUUUGGACAUCUUAUACGAGUUGCUAAUCAUGCAGAUAAGAAUCGAAUGGAAAUCCACAAUUUGGCAAUCAUGUUUGGUCCAUCUCUCUUCAGCAGUGGUACGAACGAUAUCAAUGGUGAUAACAAAAAGGGAGGCAGUUCGAAAAAGGGGAAAGCUGCUAAUAAGAAGUUGAAAGAAAAACCAGCCGGUGUACAAAGCAAUUCGCAUCUUGCUUAUAAUAUGAUUAUGCAGGGGCAAACGGUAGAAUAUCUUCUGAAAGAGUUCAAACGAUUUCCAUCGAUGCAGUCGCAGCAACAGUUAUCUGUAUCUCUUAAGUACUCUUGAUUUAUACUGUGC
Loa loa (African eye worm) is the source of this 789-nucleotide messenger RNA. RefSeq lists its product as hypothetical. The record is from RefSeq and is a predicted model, not a curated record. Gene Ontology annotation, cellular component: cytoplasm. The transcript has 5 exons. NCBI's taxonomy places the organism in Eukaryota, Metazoa, Nematoda, Chromadorea, Rhabditida, Onchocercidae. The coding region runs from base 1 to 777 and encodes 258 amino acids. Gene Ontology annotation, biological process: regulation of GTPase activity; signal transduction.